Rotaria sp. Silwood2 is the source of this 972-nucleotide messenger RNA. NCBI's taxonomy places the organism in Eukaryota, Metazoa, Rotifera, Eurotatoria, Philodinida, Philodinidae. The record is from the annotation of a GenBank genome assembly.
AUGGCAAGUUCAACAAUCAAAGAUUCAGUGCCUAGCGAAAUAAAACAACAUAUUAAACCGGAGAGUCUCAAGCGAGAAUUUGAUAUUAAUAUUUCACGAACUCAAACCACAAUUCAUGUUCUUCAAUGGAAUGUUCUUGCUCAGGCUCUCUCAUAUACCAAGGGCAAUUUCGUACGUGUUAGUGAUGAUGUAGUUGAUUUUGAUAGCCGUAAAUGGCGCAUCCUUGAACAAAUUAUUAUUCGUCAACCUGAUCUAUGUGCAUUGCAAGAAAUGGAUAUGUUUGAUUGCUUUUUAAAAAACGAAUUACCAAAAUAUGGUUAUACAUGUUAUUUUGUGCCUAAACCUAAUUCGAGGUGUGAUUUAUUCAAAGAUGAUACCAAAAAUUACAAGGGCCCUGAUGGUACACUUCUAUGUUAUAAAACUGAGGCAUUCGAGGAACGUAGUAAGCGUCAAGAACAGUUGCCAGACGAUGGUCGACACGCAAAACAGAUUUUUGCCGUACUUGAUCUGAAACAUAAGAAUUUAGGGAAUGAAAUUCUUUUUAUUGGAACUCAUUUUAAAUCUAAAAAAGAAUGUAAACCAUCACGAACGCAUCAGGCCGAAGUAGUCGUUGCAUUCAUACGAAAGAAUUAUCCAACACGAAAACAUGUGAUUAUAGCUGGUGAUUUUAAUGGAGAUGCUGAUGAACCUUGUUAUUCUGAAUUUUUAAAUCUUGGUUUACGGAGUGCUUAUAGAACAAAGAUGAAUGAUAAGGAGCCAGAAUUUACUACUUGGAAAUUUAAAGGACGUGAUGGAACCGAAAGUGAACAAUGUAAAGCGAUAGAUUAUAUUUUUUAUAAUCCACAAGGAUUUACACCUCAGGCUAUUUUACAAUUUCCAAAAAAAGCUGAUAUUGGACCAAAUGCACUGCCAUCAAUUCAUUAUCCAUCAGAUCACCUGGCGCUUGAAGUUAUGUUUAACAUUGAACAAUAA